Messenger RNA from Galleria mellonella (greater wax moth), 2043 nucleotides. RefSeq names its product spermidine synthase (gene SpdS). Gene Ontology annotation, molecular function: spermidine synthase activity. The record is from RefSeq and is a predicted model, not a curated record. Lineage: Eukaryota; Metazoa; Arthropoda; Insecta; Lepidoptera; Pyralidae. Gene Ontology annotation, cellular component: cytosol. The transcript has 4 exons. Bases 148 to 1023 code for a protein of 291 amino acids. Gene Ontology annotation, biological process: spermidine biosynthetic process.
UAUGUUAGUCAUUCAUUUGUUGUCUUUAAAUUUAUGUCAUUACUAUGUCAUUCUUUAUGUACUAAACUAUAACAAAAUCAAUUUUAUUUAUUUAAAUGAAUUAGUUUCAAAGUUUCAGUCACGAGUGUUUCAUCUGUUUGUUUAUUGAUGGUUGGCAACAUGAAUACACUGAAACCAAACUGGUUCUCAGAGACUUGUGACAUGUGGCCAGGUGCCACCUUUUCAUUUGAAGUUAAGGAAUUGCUGCACGAAGAAAAGUCACCGUACCAACAGAUCCAUGUGUUUGACACCACGCACCUUGGCAAAGUGUUGGUCCUGGAUGGAAUCAUACAAUGCACCCAAAAAGAUGAAUUCUCAUAUCAGGAAAUGAUAUCAUUCCUGCCUCUGUGCUGCCACAAAAACCCUGAGAAGGUGCUCAUAGUCGGAGGCGGCGAUGGCGGCGUCGCCAGGGAGGUCGCAAAGCAUCCCAAGGUCAAAGAGAUCGUCCAGGUAGAAAUCGACGCAAAAGUUAUAGAGGUUUCAAAGAAGUACUUACCUUUUAUGGCAGUUGGUUUCGAGAGCGAAAAGCUCACACUUCACGUAGGCGACGGAUUUGAGUUUCUGAAAAAUCAUACAGCAGAAUUCGACGUGAUAAUCACAGACAGCAGUGACCCCAUCGGGCCGGCUGUCCACCUCUUUGAAGAGAACUACUUUACGCUUAUGAAAAAGGCGCUAAAACCGGGCGGUAUUGUCUGCUCGCAAGCCGGUACGGUUUGGAACGAUCUGGACUUAGUGACAAGUACUCUGAGGUACUGUAAGAAUCAAUUUGCAGUAGCGGCGUACGCAUACGCCUCAGUUCCCACCUACCCAUCCGGUCAGAUAGGAUUCGUUGUGGGUUCCUUGGAUAAGGAUGCAAAAUUGGACACCCCGCUAUUAGUGUUCUCGAGGGAGGACGAGAAAGCCAUGAAUUUAAGGUAUUACAAUAGCGAAGUACAUAAAGCUGCAUUUACUUUACCGACAUUCGUCAAGUAUCAGCUGGCCUGAUUGAUGUUUGUCCUUUACACUGUACUUAAGUGUGCAUUUUAUUAUUUUGUUACAGUUCACAUGAAACCCUUAGGGCGUCCAACUGUGGACAUAAUUGGGCUGUACAUAUAGAUAAUUUGAGAGAGUAACUAGUCAGUCUCAAACUCACUAUUUACUAAACGACAUUCACUUAACUUUAUCUCCAAAAUUAGAGAAUAAAAGCACUCUAAUUUGACAGACAAAAUGUCAUGUCAUUUUCGUACAUUAUCUGAAACAGCAAUUUACUAUUAUUAUCAUUUUCUACAAGAAUGUUUUUUAUUUCAUUGUUUCUUAAACUCUUUGUCUCAACUUUACUGAUAGAAGCACCAUUAAACUUGUAGUUUAUCCGAGAGAAAAUCCAAAUUACAUGGUCAACGUUAAAUGCCCCAAGGGUUUUCCAGAAUCUCAAGGAACACUAUCUGUGCCUUUAUAAUAAGAUGCGAUAUUAUAUCAAAUACAUUCCAAUUUUUAAUAUCUCAUAGUGAGGUAAUUUUAUAUUAUUAAAUAGACUGAUUUUACAGGAUAUUACGUUGUUGAAUAAAACACUGAUCGUCCCCUUGCGAUGUUUAUAAUAAAUAUACCAAUAUAGUUUUGAAUCUCUCGUCCUUUAUCAAUUUCUGUAAGAUACUUAUAUGUAAAUGUUGAUGAUAGAAUAUACAUAUUGUAAUGUUUUUCGUUAUGCUAGUUAAAAUUUAUAUGAAAUAUUUUUGACAUAGGGUUUAUUGAAUACUACCCUCUGUUAGUAAUAGAUUUUAUGUAUAAUCCAAUAUGUGCCUUUCGUUUAACUUCAUCGCUUUUUUUUUAUAUUGAAAUGUACAAAUAAAAUCAUUUAUAAAUCGAAUACGAAUAUUGACGAGUCUAUGGUCAAUUUUUUUUUUAAAUAUUAUUUAUUAUAUAAUAAAAAUAUUUGCUCAUUAUUGUAAUAUGAUGUAAUUCCAUAUUUUUGUACAAGAUUUAUUUUUUAAGACGUUGAAUCGGGAACAAUAAAUUUAUAUUUUAUUA